CACGAUUGUGGAAGAAGACGAUGUCGCGCGUGCUAGGUCCAGGCCGCCAAUGCCAUCGGGUUCAUCAGACGAGUUGCAAGAGGAUCUGGAAAAUCACACCGUCAGCAAGGAGGAUGAGGAGUUCCGCCGAUGCCUUGCGGUUCUGUCCACCAGGCGUCGUCCCGGCACCCUCGUCGGGCGAAGGUUGGACAACGAACGGCAACGCCUGGUGUAUGAACGCCUUGUGCUCUACCGCAUCAGGGCUUCCAAGUUGGCAGAGGGGGUGUGCAGAGAUGAGCUGGAUGAUAUGACACUGAGAAAGGAGUACUCUCCGGAAGCUCUAGAGGAAAUGUAUUACAAUGACCCACUGAGUUACCAUGACCAAGUGGACACCUGCGACUGGUACUUCGACCGUGACUACGCUGUUCACUCCUACUUGACGGACUACCAGCGCCUUGUCCUUGCUAAUGGAGAUGAUGGUAUGAUGUUCCUCGACUGGGAGAAGUACAGGUCGUGGUUUACUAGCUACGAAAUAGAUACAGAGUAUAUCAAGUACUUUGAAGAAAUAUCAACGAAAAUUAAGUGGAUUAAAGAGUACAUGGAAUGUGAACGAGAAUCCCAUGAGUGGAUGGACAUGGAAGGUAGAGGAUUUCAGCAAGCAGUGAAGAUCGCGGUAGACUUUCCCUGCAUCAGCUUUGAUUUAGCUUUUACCGCAUACACGGAUCACCUCUGGAGCGUGCGUUUUGAUUAUGUUUAUUGCGAAGACAUUGAUCAUCUCCUUUUUGAGAUUUGGAAUCGUGUCACUGCACAAAAGAUUACUUUCAGAGAUGCUCUGCGCCAAGUCAAUCAAGAGAAUUUGUCCCCUCGACACAAAGGGCGUAUGCAAUUUGCACUGGAUAAUUGUAUCUACUCCAAUUUGCAAUUUUCCUUUGACAUCUGCGUGGAAGGAAUCCCCGAUGACGCUCCAGAGGAUGAAGCACGUAGGUUGAUUGCAUGGGCGGUUUGGAACAAGCUUCCCAAACGGAAAACAUGGAACCAGUAUCUUAUGAGGAAGAUAGAGGUCGCUAAACACAUUGGCUUGGAUCUGCAACGCCGCCCGCACAACCCAUAUGGCUUCUUCCUGGCGGUGUUGCUUGAGGAUGGCCCGGUGGCGGUUCUCCCUGCACUAGGAUUCCUGGCGCCGCUCGUCCUGGCGGCAGGCCAAGGAGGUGUUGAGCUCGGCAGCCCAGUGCACCCUCCUCUCCACCUCCUCUACCGCCCGCUCCGCCUCCUCCGAUGCUGCCUCCAUCGUCUGCCGCCCCGCGUCGCGCAACAUCGUUGUCGUCGCGGCCGCCCUCGGGCCACCCUCUUCUGCACCAGUGCGGACGAUUCCUCGUCCCGGCGGUCGAGGUCUCUGGUGGCGGACCUGCAGUGCGUCGUGCGCACCUGCUAG
This is a messenger RNA of Lolium rigidum, 1411 nucleotides long. RefSeq lists its product as uncharacterized. The coding region runs from base 50 to 1411 and encodes 453 amino acids. The transcript has 11 exons. NCBI's taxonomy places the organism in Eukaryota, Viridiplantae, Streptophyta, Magnoliopsida, Poales, Poaceae. The record is from RefSeq and is a predicted model, not a curated record.